Messenger RNA from Phalacrocorax carbo (great cormorant), 5838 nucleotides. Lineage: Eukaryota; Metazoa; Chordata; Aves; Suliformes; Phalacrocoracidae. The record is from RefSeq and is a predicted model, not a curated record.
GCUUCUCCAUGGUUGUCCCGGAUGUGCUUCCCGGAGCGGGGUCGGUUUGUAACCGUGGUAACGGGGCGCCUCUGCCCGCCGGCGGAGGCAUGGCGGAGCCGCGGGGCGUGCCGGUUUCUUCGUUGCCAGUGGCUACAGAACCUCUAAAACCCUAUCCUAAAAAAGCACUGGAAUUACCAAUCCUGGAGAGGAAAAAUUGGCUGAUCUAUCUCCUGUAUGUUCGCAGAGACUAUGACGAGUGUAAGGCUGUCAUCAAAGAGCAGCUCCAGGAGUCUCAUGGACUGUGUGAAUAUGCAGUCUAUGUUCAAGCUUUGAUAUUUCGCUUGGAGGGGAAAAUUCAAGAAUCUCUUGAACUUUUUCAGACAUGUUCCAUUUUGAACCCUCGAAGCGCUGACAACCUCAAGCAGGUGGCACGAUCGCUGUUUCUUUUGGGGAAGCACAAGGCAGCCAUUGAAGUGUACAACGAAGCAGCUAAACUCGAUGAAAAGGACUGGGAGAUCAGCCACAACCUGGGUGUGUGCUACAUGUACCUGAAACAUUUCAACAAGGCACGAGACCAGCUAAACAAUGCCCUGGAGCUCAACAGACAUGAUCUGACUUACAUGAUGCUGGGAAAAAUUCACCUAUUGGAGGGGGAGACGGAUAAAGCCAUUGAAGUCUAUAAGAAAGCCAUAGAGUUUUCGCCAGAAAAUACAGACCUCCUUACAACACUGGGGUUACUUUACUUGCAGCUUGGGGAUUACCAGAAAGCUUUUGAACACCUUGGAAACGCGCUUACUUACGACCCAGGCAACUAUCAGGCUACCUUGGCAGCUGGCAGCAUGAUGCAGGCCCAUGGAGAUUUUGAUGUUGCGCUCUCCAAAUAUAGGAUGGUAGCCAGCGCUGCACCUGAAAGCCCCCCGCUAUGGAACAACAUUGGGAUGUGCUUCUUCGGGAAGAAGAAAUAUGUAGCAGCUAUCAGCUGCCUGAAGCGGGCAAACUACUUGGCUCCCUUUGACUGGAAGAUAUUGUACAAUUUGGGGUUAGUCCACCUCACAAUGCAGCAGUAUGCAUCUGCUUUCCACUUCCUCAGUGCUGCCAUCAACUUCCAGCCUAAGAUGGGAGAGCUGUAUAUGCUCCUUGCAGUUGCUCUGACAAACCUUGAAGACAUUGAGAAUGCAAGACGUUCCUAUGAGCAAGCUGUGGCACUGGACAAGUGCAACCCCCUUGUCAACCUGAACUAUGCUGUCCUGCUGUAUAACCAGGGCGACAAGAAGGGAGCCCUCUGCCAGUACCAGGAGAUGGAGAAGAAGGUCAAUGCAGUGAAGGAGAGCAGUACUCUUGACUUUGACCCUGAGGAGAUGGUGGAGGUUGCCCAGAAGAUGGGGGCUGCCCUGCAGGUUGGGGAGAGCCUGGUCUGGACGAAGCCUUCUAAAGAGUCUAAAUCCAAGCAGAGAGCUGUUCCAUUAGGGAAAUCCACCAGCACUCAGCAGCCUUUGGGCUCUAACCAGGCCCUGGGCCAAGCCAUGUCCUCAGCUGCAGGGUAUGGGAAAACCAUGCAGCUUCCCCCAGGUGCUGGAGCAUCAGCUCCACCUGCAAAGCCUCCUUCGCUGCCUCUGGAACCAGAACCGGGCUCAGAAAUGAGCCCUGGGGAGACCUCAGCUGAGGAACAGAGAAAAGAAAAGCGCAAGAGCCGGCAGGCAGCGGACUAGGAUGGACUCUGGUCAGGACAGGCAGGUGCAGGAGUAUCUCCAGUGCUGCCUGCUGACUUGUGGGGAAAGGGACCUGCCUUCUCCCCUGACCCACAGUAGCUUCACCCCACUGUCAGUCAGUCUAAAUGCAGCUGUUUUUCUGUUAAUGAUUUUAGCAUACAGUCUCUACCUUACCCCAAGGAGUUGCUGUGGCAAUCAGAAGAGGUUUCUGCAUAGCUGCUAUUAGCGUGGUCACAGCUUACUACAGGAGGCUGGAGGCUGGAGAUCCAUCUUCAGUCUUCAGUGUUUGGGUAAAAGUCCUCCAGAAGGAUGCUGAGGCAUCCAGUAUAUUUAGAAAAGCCAGCAGUAGUGACUUAGCACCCUGGAUCGCAAAGGUGGUCAAACCCUUCUAGUGGAUGAACUUGUAAGCGGCUGAGGAAGCCCUACACAGGCUGUAGUGAAGUCAGUGGUAAAACGCUCGGAGAGAGGUUGAAGGUGGUACACCUCACCAGGGCAAGCGCAGAGCAGUAAGCUAGGCUCGGAACUAGCACAGCCCGGCUUACUGUGAAAUAGGGGCUUCUCCUUCCUGGUUUCACAAGGGCAUUUACAUUUGUAAAUGCUCUCAAGGCUGAAGAAAGGAAGCUGAAACAGCUGGGAGCUGGUAUUACUGAGCAGGGCAAUGUCAUGGCAUGAAAGACACUUGAAAGCCCACGCCUUCCUUAGCGGUGGCAGUCGUGAAACACAGGGGAGCUGCAUAGCAAUGGGGAGCUCGUUUGUCUUGAGGUGAUUGCUCCAUUAACAGGCAGCCUGGUGGAGGAUGGAUGGCUGAAGCAGACCUGCUGCGCCAGGCUAAUGGCACACUGAGCUGGCUUCUUUAGCACUGUUUGUCUUCUGAUUCAAGGAUCACUCUGUAUUUCUUGAAUCCAACCUAUUUUUAAGCAUAAGCUUCUGUGUGGAGGCUAAGAAAGCUGCAUAGCUGGCCCACAGUAAGGCAAGCACUCAGAGGCUGGUUAUUCUGGAAGCAGGCUAGCUGCAGCAGCAAAAAAGUCUGCCAGAUCCCUAAUUGUUUGCUAAGAAAUGGUAAAUGAGCCUCAGUGAAGCUCUGCUCAUGUGAUUGGAGCUCUUCCUUGAGAAUUUGUAUUCUCACCCAGCAUGGGGGGGUAAGAUUGGUUUGCAGGAAAAAAAAAAAGUGACCCUUUUCAUAAAAGAGGAUACGGCCAGCUUCAAUGCUAUAUUUAAAUUGUUUCAGUACAUCAGCAGCCAUGCUCUGAAUAAUUUAGUUAUGCCCCCCUUACAGUUGCAUUUUAGGAGAAAUCAUUUACACUGGCUGCAAGGCAGUGAAGCAGCCCAUUGGUGAGCAGAGCAAGGAAUUUUAAUGCCCAUGUGAUAACAGAGGCACUUUGAAACUUUCCAUUUUGAAUGGCAAAACACUAGCCUUCCUUUCCUCUGCUACUGUCAAUUUGUUGCCUCUGGGAUUUAUCCAGAGCUCAACACAGGUCCUCAAAACAAUUGGUUUUGGGAACUGAAGGUGGGACCAUCAUACUUUACAGAAAAAAUCAAUAAUUGGGUUUAGUUUCUCUCAUUCUCCCCUCUGUGUACCGAGAAGUAUACCAAGCUAACAUUGCUGUGGGACUUUUGACCUGAGUUUUCCAAACAGAACGUGUAGCACUUCCCCAACAAAACUGAAGCUUCAGGGUUCACUGUAUUUGCUGGUUAAGCUACCCAGCUUUUAAAAAUAUAUUUCCUGCUUUUAGUUCUCCACUGUUGUGAUGUGUCACUCCAUAAUUAACAAGUCCAACAGGGCAAAGUUAGUAGUGGAAACUUGGCUGUAGCAACAUAAAAGCAGCAUGACCAAGGCUCUGGCUGCAUUUAACAUCCUUCAGUUGUGCUUUGUGGUUAGCUGCUAUUAUCCAGAAUGAUAUUAAUGCAUCUUUAGAGCACAACCAGAAACUGAAGUACUAUCCUGCUCCCUGGAGAACACUAAAAGAAUAGGAACCCUUCACUUUCUCCUCUGUUUCGAUUGCCAAAACUGCCUGCUUACCUCAAAUGUGGCUUUUUUUCCAGCUGUCCUCCACUGAUUGGUUCUAUAUCUGUACAGCCUCUGGUAGCACUCCUGUAAGGUUUCCCUCAUGCUAGGAGUUGAAGAAAACAGAGGAUCUUUUGUGGAGCACUGGCACAUUUAAACAAACCAGACAAGAAGCAGUGUAAAUCAGGUACAGUGCAGUGAUUUUUAUUCACAUUCAACUUUUUACACUGAAAGUUACUGCAGCGUAACCGAGUGCCUGUGAGGAGGUUAAGAUUGCAGAGCAAAUGUAGGCCAGGGGUGGGAGCUCUUGACCUCACCCCCAAGACUUUAGUUCAUGACAGUUUUUUCCAAAAGCAGUUGAUUGCUGUGAUCUUUUAUCACAAAGGCUUUCGAGCUCUGGAAGCUCCAAUACAAGGAACAGUGACCAGAACAACGUGGUUACAGGUAGCUGACCAUCAGCAUUGCUGAUACAGGAAGGUUUUCCCCUACAUCUGCUCAUGACCAUUUGUUUUAAUUUUACUAGCUGCUUUCCCCUGCCUUCUGCUUGUUGUAAGAAAGAAAAGUGACCUUAGACUGUAGCAUUACAAAACUCCUUUGCGAUAUUCAGUAGGUGGGCACAGCCUUCGUCCCACCACUGUUCUCAACUUACAGCCCACCUGAGACACAAGGAACGAUUAAAGAUCUCUCUCCUCUCAGCCAGUCCCACUGGUGUAACUUGCUACCUUCUUGGCGCAUAGGAUGCUUUUAUAGGGUAAAUGUUACACAUUUCUGUUACACCUUACGUACUCAUAGGGUUUACAACACUUGCAGUUACUGUAAAGGUAUUUAAAAUAUAUAUUUUCGUGAAGUGCUUAUGCAGACAAUUAACCAAUUCUAUGAAAAGAAGCAGUAGCACCAUGUUAUUUUCUGGAUUUGAACAGAGGGGAGCUUCAUGUAUGUCUAAGGAAGCGUUUUUAAAUAUGUAACUACAGUUGGGUAAUAAAUAGAACAGCAGUUCCUUGUCCUGUUCCCUCUCCUCCCACUGGGUAUUGUGAUGAUGGGAUUUGCAUACAGUAAAUUCAUAGUAUCUUGAUGGAAAGCUGCUUUUUUUUAAUGCUAUCUAAUGAUGAGAAUGAGGCUGGACUGUUCUUUCAACUGAAAUUAAGCAAGGGAAUUUUCAGCAGGACUGUACUAAAUCAUUUAGGGAUUUUGGAAAUCACACCUUAUGUUCCAAAACCUGCUUCUGGCAUCAGCCAUAAUUCUAAUCUUCUCUUACCUCCCAUAAUUGAAAUUUUAAGAUGGAAAAGAAUAAUGAGCUUAAUUUCUAGGGAAGUAGAAACCAUCUGCUUUAGGACUCUUUCUUCCCCCUUUUAGUAAAAGGUAUAUCAUUAACCAGGUUAAAUCAUACAAAAUAGACUGCAGCCUGACCUCCUCACAAGAAAGAAACUGGAAGACACUCAACUAGCAAUGCCUGAGCAGCAAGACCUUGUUUCAGCCAAGAGUAAUGAUCUGUGUAUCCAGCAACGUGUAUUCAACCCAGACAACUCUGGUUUUGAGGUCCCUGAGACAACUGGAUGCUGAUUUAUGAUACGGGCAGUAUUAGUGUAUACUUGCCAUGUUCCUGUAUGCGGUCUUUUCCAAUUGUGGUCACUGACAGGCAAUAGUGAGGAAGGUGGACCUUGGGUCCUACUCAACAUCCAGUUCUUGCAUAAGACAUUAAAAAUUUAGACUUCUCCAUUGGGAAGUGCAUUUUAGUUGGCAAAGCCUCUCCUACACGGACAGGCAAGCCUCAGUGCUGAAUGAAGAAAAAUGCACUUUACUAAAAUAAUAAGCUCCACACAUAAAUGCACUACAAAAAGGCACAUAUUCACAAGUAGUUCAUCUGCCAAGAUUGUUUUAUAAUAGAAAACACAGUUUUACUACAAGGAAAGCUUCACCACUCUCUCAAACCAAACUGCACAAAAAAAGAGGUUUUUUAAUGAAAGAUACAGCUGAGAUUUGAACCCAGUUUUAUCCAGGCUGCACUGGCUAACGAGCAGCUUUCCUGAGAAAUUCAUAGGAGAGGUUUUCAGGGUAUUUUUUUUUUUUUUGUUUCCCCCACUUGCAUCUUAAUGAAAUCACUCCCCCUUAGCUGCCAGCAUUUGUGUUAUUCAGCUGCUCUGA